ACAACACUGACCUAUGUGACAGCUGCCUGCCAGCGGUGCACACGUCUAUGUGACAGAACCUUUAAGCAGCAGAACACACUGUGACAGGCGAAUGAUGGAGCCCCCGGGGCUGAGUGCUGUGCUGGAGCUGCAGCGGUUCCCCAUGGACCAUGUCUCUCUUGUCCUGCUCCUACUUUACUCACCUAUUGGCCUCUGUCUUUUCAUUCUGCGAUUAUUUAUUGGUGCGCACGUGUUCCUGGUGAGCUGCGGUCUGCCGGAUUGCAUGGUGAAAAGGUCCGUGAUCCGAGUGAUGAGUUCAGUCCUUGGUGUCUUUGUCACUCAGACUGGGCAGCAGUAUCGCGAUCAGACAUCGAAGAUUUGUAUCUGCAAUCACAGGACGCAUUUUGACCACAGUGUUAUUAGCCUGAUUACCCCCUGCAGCACGCCCUCACUGUCAUGUGCCCCUGGGUUCCUAUGCUGGGCUCGGGGCUUCCUCGAGUUGGGUUCUCCUGGGAGUCGCACUCAGCUCCAAGAAUCUCUGAAACAUUAUCUGUCUCAACCAAGUAAUGCCCCCCUCUUACUUUUCCCUGAAGAGGAGACAACCAGUGGAAGGACAGCACUACUUAAUUUCAGCUCCUGGCCAUUCUCUCUAUCAGACACGGUUCAGCCGCUCACGCUUCGUGUCCAGAGACCCCUCAUCUCUCCGGCUGUCUCUGAUGGGCAUUGGGUCACUGAGCUCUUCUGGACGUUCUUCAUCCCAUUCACGGUUUAUCAAGUAAGAUGGCUUCCCCCCGUGUCCAGAUUACCCAGGGAGUCAGAUGAAGAUCUAGCAUCUCGUGCGCAGCAGCUGGUAGCCCGCUCCCUAGGAAUCGCCUGUACCAAUCACACAGCUGCAGAUAGAGCUGAAUAUUUAAAAAGAAGAAGCACAGAGCCAGCAACUACAGCCCCCCAGGCUCCUUACAUUUCCCCCUCAGAACGCCACAUGGCUGAGCGUGUUAAGGAAGUUCUGCCGCAUGUGCCACUGUCAGUCAUCUACAGAGACCUUGCCAGCACAGGCUGUGUAGAUGCAACAAUCACAAAUCUGUUAGAAGGCCGGGUCCCCUUUAUAAGGGAAGAAGGGACUUCAAGAGGGAUGAAUCCGUCAUCAGAACACCCAGAAGCAACACAGACUUCCAGGACUGUACGCAGAGGAUUUGGACGUAGGCCUGAGGACAGACACCUAUCGCUGCAGGAACGCAAGACAGCACUUUAUGAGUACGCAAGGAGCCGAUACCUUGAAAAAUUUGGAUCCCGCACCCAAGAGAACAGUGGAGUGAAGGGCUAAGAUUGGACAACAAGACCAAGGGAAAUAAAUCAUUUUUUGCUGCGCAUGGGAACUAAUAGCCGGCUGCUAAGAUAGAACUUGUCUGGGGGUGGGGCACCGCAAGAGGCUGAUAUGGAACUUGUGUACUGUGAGGGCAUCAAGAAUAAAAAGUGGAUUUGUAAGA
Messenger RNA from Bombina bombina (fire-bellied toad), 1466 nucleotides. It is a transcript of the gene AUP1, whose product is annotated as AUP1 lipid droplet regulating VLDL assembly factor. The coding region runs from base 92 to 1303 and encodes 403 amino acids. Gene Ontology annotation, molecular function: acyltransferase activity; ubiquitin binding. The record is from RefSeq and is a predicted model, not a curated record. Gene Ontology annotation, cellular component: membrane. The transcript is spliced from 11 exons. NCBI's taxonomy places the organism in Eukaryota, Metazoa, Chordata, Amphibia, Anura, Bombinatoridae.